This is a messenger RNA of Cygnus olor (mute swan), 3703 nucleotides long. It is a transcript of the gene SLC35D2, whose product is annotated as solute carrier family 35 member D2. The record is from RefSeq and is a predicted model, not a curated record. Gene Ontology annotation, cellular component: Golgi apparatus. Lineage: Eukaryota; Metazoa; Chordata; Aves; Anseriformes; Anatidae. The transcript is spliced from 13 exons. Gene Ontology annotation, molecular function: antiporter activity; GDP-fucose transmembrane transporter activity. The coding region runs from base 69 to 1070 and encodes 333 amino acids.
CGGGCCGUGCCGUGCCGGCUGCCCCGAGCUGCUGCCCGGGCCGGGGCCGAGCCCGCCGCCCGCCCGCCAUGAGCAGCGGGCAGGCCGCGGAGGGUGCCCCCGCCGCCUCCCCCGCGGUCUCGGCGGUGCCCAGGCUGCUGUCUGCCCUCUUCUACGGGACGUGCUCCUUCCUCAUCGUGCUGGUCAACAAGGCCCUGCUCAGCGCGUACAGCUUCCCAUCACCAAUGUUUCUGGGAAUUGGACAGAUGGCAGCUACUAUACUUAUCUUGUAUAUAUCAAAAUUAAAUAAGAUUAUUCACUUUCCUGACUUUGACAAAAGUAUACCUGUGAAGUUGUUUCCUCUGCCUCUGAUUUAUGUUGGAAACCACAUAAGUGGAUUAUCAAGUACCAGCAAACUCAGUUUGCCGAUGUUUACAGUGCUCAGGAAGUUUACCAUUCCACUUACAUUACUGCUGGAAAUCAUCAUACUUGGAAAACGGUACCCGCUGAGCAUUAUCAUCAGUGUAUUUGCCAUCGUUCUUGGGGCUUUCAUAGCAGCUGGGUCUGAUCUGUCUUUUAAUCUAGAGGGCUACACCUUUGUAUUAUUAAAUGAUAUCUUCACAGCAGCAAAUGGAGUUUAUACAAAGCAGAAAAUGGAUCCAAAGGAGUUGGGAAAAUACGGUGUCCUUUUCUAUAACGCUUGUUUUAUGGUGGUUCCAACAGUUAUUAUUAGCUUUUCUACUGGAGACUUUCAGCAGGCAACACAUUUCCAGCACUGGACAAAUUUUUUAUUUGUCUUUCAAUUUCUUCUUUCCUGCUUGUUGGGGUUUCUUUUGAUGUAUUCUACUGUCCUAUGCAGUCAUUACAAUUCUGCACUUACAACAACAGUAGUUGGUGCCAUCAAGAAUAUAUCCAUCGCUUACAUCGGAAUGUUAAUUGGUGGAGAUUACAUAUUCUCUGUGUUGAACUUUAUAGGCCUAAAUAUUUGUAUGGCAGGAGGACUGAGAUACUCUUUCUUAACUUUAAGAGAAAACAGCAAGUCUACGCAAUCUGGGGAUGAAGAGAAUGCACUUCUCGAGUCAAAGUGUUAGUUAAAAUACCUGCUUUAAAAGAGAUUGAGAACUUAAACAAGUAUAUGCUGGAACAUAUUCGGAAUGAGGAAACAAAAAUCUACCUCAGUUACCACAGAUCUGCACACAUCUCAUUGGUUCAGAAAUAUUUUUGCACACCAUAUUUUUUAUGCAUGGACAAGUUUAAUUUUUAGCUUCUUUUUUUUUUUUUUAAAAAAAAAAAAAGAGAUAAUUUAUAGGAACAAAUGCCAUACAUGAGCAAAUCUCAAGUUGUGAAUUUUUUAAUUCACCUGGACUUUGGUGCUAUUUGUACCCAACAAAAUCUGUUAGUUCUGCCUCAGUUUCUGUCUCCUCUUUGAGGAAGAACUCCCUGCAAGGAUCACAAGGUUUGAUUCACCAUUUCCUUGUGCCAUAUGUAAUCUUUGAAAUCAGUGAAGAGACAAAAGAUGCUUGUGGCUUGGAAUGAUUUCACCUAUGCAUUUGCUCUUGUAUAAGUGACUGUAGAAAGUAUGGGUCAAAGAAGAGAUGUGCCCCAAGAUUGUUCUGUGUACAAGCGUUGACUGAAGAACUCAGGAUAUGGCCUAGUGUGUUUGGUAUGUACUGUGUAGACAUUCUCUCUCAAUCUUUCCUCAUUCUCAGUAACAUCACAGCAUUCUGCUGCAGUUGUCACUGUUGUUACAAGUGAAUUGUCAUAACUUUGCUGCAGCAUUGAGGAAAGAAGGAAACUGAGAGAGGCUCUUUUAAUAUUUAAAAAGAUUUUUUUUUUGUCUGAGCCAGUACCAAGCAGGUAAUUUUGAGAGAUAACAAAGGUAACUCUAUUUUUGUUUAGGUACAGUCAUCUUUUUAUAUCACAGUCGUCUUCUCCAAUGUUUUGUCUAUAAUUACUAUUUAAUGCUGCACAGAAGUGAUGUUACAAAUUACAAGAGGGAAAACUGAUUGAUAUAUGGAAGUCUAACUGUUGUGUUUCAACGAGAAGAAAGGGUCAGUGUCAUUUUGCAUCUUACAUAUGCAGUGAAAGUUUUUUUGGUACUAAUUUAUGCUCAAAAUUCAGAGCAGGUAAUCAUGGCAAACCCAAGGGUUUGCUACACUGGGCAAGGCGAGUCCAGUGGUUAAAAAAAAGUCUGAACUCUGAUGGUUUCUGUUAUUUGGCACAAUAAAAGCACUGCUCUGUAUCCUUACUUCCUUCUCUGAAAAUACAGCAGGUAGUGUUUACUUGCAUUUCUGAGGUUGUAGUGUUUAGCCUUUGAAAACACCUUAGAAACAUUGCAGCACUGGAGGACAGCAGAGCAAUUAAUCUUGUUGAAGUUUUCAAUUCCAUACAAGCAUGAGCCAAGAUUUUUUUUUAAAUAGUCAAAUCAAAAGAAGUUUUUGGAAGACCUUGACAUGGAACCAGGAUGAUGUCAUGACUUGUAUCCCAGUUUGAAUUAAAAUACAGCAAAACCUGAAAGGCAUUAUGUGAUGUGUUACACUUGAAUGACCAGACUGGAUUAAAUCUAACAAACCAGAAGCUUCAGCGACUGCCUCCGCUGCCGACUGCCUGCAUGGAUUCGAAUGGAUUGCUUAGCAGCAGACUAACUGUAACAGAAUGAAAUGAAGAGAGAGAAAGUACAGUGGCUGUCAGAAGAAGCUUUCUAGCCAUACAAUGUGUAAUGUCCUGGCAGUGAUUCCUGUGAAAAGAUAAAAGGAAUACCUCGGGGAACAACAACAACAAAAAAAAGUAGACUGGGCUGGAUGAACAAUUCCUUGAAUUCAAAAGGACUGUUUUUUUUUUUUUCUUUUUUUUUUUCUUCUUGGAUCUCAGCCUGAUUUACAAGUAUUAGGCCCAGCACAACUUGUAUUUCAGACUUGUAACCAGUCUCUGGAAAAGAAAAUUGCAAGGGAGUGUAGGUAGAGCUGGAAGUGCAAAAGAGAAGACCUAUAGCUGUGGACUUUGUGAUUCUGUAGUCAAAAAAGGUGUUUUGGUUUGAUUUUUAAAAAUUUAUUUAAAGGAGAUAUUCAGCACCAUUGUUGCAUAUGAAAAGACAGCACAGCUUGUUCAGAUUUAAAGUUUUCCUUGAGUAGUGAAUGACUCUUUGGGAAAUUUGUGAUUGUAUGUAAAUAUUUAGGAGAAAUUUAGUAUUCAGACCGUUUUUAAGACUGGCCUUACCUGUGGAGUAAAAUGAGGUGUUAAGUUAUAGAAAAUAGUAUGAAUUUUUAAGGGAGCUUAAAUAUCAGGAAACUGGAUUGUUGUUAAGAUAGAAUGCUUUUUAUAUCAUUUUGUUACAGUUAAUGUUACAUUCCUUGUGAUUCAGGCAUCAUCUCUUCUCUUUAAUCCAUCUGUGUACUGUGGUUUUCUGACCAAAGGUGUCAGUAAUGUGACAUUUGACAUACAUUGCUGCUCUUCAGUUGAAGAUUUCUGGGUGUCAGAGAUUCAGGUUAAAUUUUAAAGAUGCUUCAUAUUAAAUGUGAAGGAAUAUCAUUGAAAUAUAUACACAAUUUUUAUUUUGCCUUAUCCUAAGUGUAUGUAUAACCAUCAGUGUUUCUCUUCUCCAGUUUAAGUUGGUCUUUGAAGUAUGAAUAAUAUUUCAAACUGCCACUGCAAAGAAGAGUAAAAGUUUCUGUGCCUUCCCUGAGAUUUUCCCUGCUAACAUUAAAACAAAACAAACAAACAAACA